GGCUUUAGAAAGAACAAAAGGACGAGAAAUGGGUCGUGCAGUGCAGGAGGACAGGCCAUCUGGCACUGCCAAGGGCCACCCUUUAUGGCAGAGGAAGGAAGCUGGUGCGGCAGACGGUACCCGGAGGGUGUCUGGCGUGAUGACACGUGCCCAGAAGAGGAAGGCGUGCCUGGAAGAGUCCAGGAACGAUGAUGGUGGUUUACCUUCACGUGGUGGGGCGACGAUCGCCCAUCUCGCGGGAAGAUGGCCAGGGUCAAACAAGGUUGCAAGGAUAUGUCCGCCUGACCCCAGCUCCAGACCCAGCUUUAUGGAGGAGGCUGGCAAUUUUGACGGCGGGGACUGUGAGGAGCACUGCUACCCCGACAAACCGGGCAGCCGACCCCAACCCGAUGGAGCUUGCGAGAACCGAGGUCCCACAGCGGAUGUGGGACGGCAGAAGGAAGGUCUCAGACUGCCCGCCGACAAAACGGUGAACGAACCCCGCGCUGCUGCCAUGUCGGCAGCAGCUGAUCGGCAGCAAGCGUGUCCUCGUCGUCGAGGACCAAGCCUUUCAGAGCCGGGAAAGAAGGGAUUGGCUAAUGAGCAGAGGGCAAGGGCUGCCUCCUCUUUCCCGCCGCCUUCUCGACUCGCGCCAUCGAGAGAUGAGUACAACUGUCGUGCCGCAGGAGCCCGAGGCGGCCCUAGAUUGGCUCCAGGGUUGUCUCUGCACGAUCAGAUGUCCAAUACGAGGAAAUCAAGGAGUGAUGGGGGUUGUCAAACUGGAGAUGCUGAUCGACGACUGAGAUUGCGCUCGGAUGACGCAAAGGAAGGUGCUGGAAUCGGUGGCAAAGAGGGCACUAGGAAAAGCCUACGGCCGGCAAAGAGCGCACCUGUGGUAGAAGUCGGUUGUAAUCCUGCGCCUAACUUGCAGGAGGUACGGCAAAGUGAUGCGACCACGCAGGUGAGGAUGUCUUGCAUGGCUGGCGCAGCUGUCUAUGGUGGGCAAAGAGAUGCCACCGCGCAAGCGAGGAGGUCUGGCGUUGAUGGCACAGCUGCUGGCAAUGGCGGAGGUCUGAGAACAAGGCAAGGAGUAUACCCACCACUGAGGGCAAUGAUUGGCAAAUGGUCAUCAUCGGGUCAGCAACAGAGAGGGAUCCCAACGCAUGCUCAAGGCCUAGGCACCAAUGCGACCGGUACUACUAAUCGCCGUCCGAUCGCCACAGAGUCCAAGAAGGGUCAUGGCGUAUAUGAUGAGGACAUUUUUCAAAAUCUUCUUCUGAGGGAGAAGGGUAGGCGUUGUCCCGGUUACCUCGGUACUUCACAGCCAGAUAUUCACUCAGGCCAUCGGAAAGUGCUCGUGAAUUGGCUAGUCGAGUUCUCCGAGGAGUUUGGACUUCAGAUUGACACUGUGUUUCGCGGAGUUGCAAUCAUGGAUCGCUGCCUGGCAGACGGGCCUGCGAUUCGUCGACAGAAGCUACAGCUCCUGGGAGUCGCAAGUAUGCUUGUAGCGUCUAAGUAUGAAGAGACAAAGACUCCCACGAUGAUUCUUAAAGACAGCUGUGAGGUGACGGAUCCGACAUUCACACCGUCGCUAAUACUGAAGAUGGAAGCGACGGUGCUCAAAAUUCUUCACUUUGACUGUGCUAUGCCGACAGUGAUGACUUUCUUGUGGCACUUUCUGAGAGCUGCAAAGGCAGACAAGAGAAUGGAGCGAACUGCGGAGCACAUCGCAUGCCUCUCGAUGCUGGACGAUGGACUACUCGCUUCCCCUCCUUCGCUUAUUGCUGCCGCGGUUGUGUUCUUGGCAUCGCAUACACUUAUGAGGGAGCCAUGGAGCAAGUCGAUGACGGACUGGUCGGGCUAUUCUGCUUCGGACCUCAGGCAGUGCGUUGAGCGUUUGCAUGCGGCGCAGAUGGACAAGGAAGUUCGAACCGGCAUCCUGACUGCCAUUUGGGACAAGUAUUCAGCUGCGGACCAUUUGAGCGUCGCUCUUUUGCCUCCAUCGAAGAGUUUGCCUGCUUGUCUGUAUAAAAAGGAUGAGGACCUAUCCGCCAAGGCCAACAAGAGAUAACAGUUUUCAACAAUGAUCGCACGAUGACGUGGCUUGUCGCAACUCUUGAAUGGUUUUUGGUGUGUAAGCGAAAACUCCACCUUCCUGAAGGGGGGGGGGAAGGGGUUGGAUCUGUCAGCUCUAUCAUUCUGCGCAAUUGGGUCGGCGUAGAGUCGGCGAGCAGCCGUGGAAACAACCGCCGGCGGGGAAAAUUUGUACGUGUAAUCUUUACCCUCCCAGUGUAGGCAAUGACAUGUGUGCAUAAUGCGCGCAAUGUUAUGUAUGUGUUCUGAAUCUGGAUCCUUUUUUGGCAGAAAGAGGAAAAGUGUCUUUAGGUGCAGAUAUACGAAGGCGAGGCGAAGGAUUUGCAUGCAUGCGAGUGUGAUAGAAUAUGCUCGAAAUAUGAAUGAAAUUCAUGAAAUGUA
This is a messenger RNA of Chara braunii, 2454 nucleotides long. The record is from the annotation of a GenBank genome assembly. Lineage: Eukaryota; Viridiplantae; Streptophyta; Charophyceae; Charales; Characeae.